Alnus glutinosa is the source of this 3203-nucleotide messenger RNA. RefSeq names its product pullulanase 1, chloroplastic. NCBI's taxonomy places the organism in Eukaryota, Viridiplantae, Streptophyta, Magnoliopsida, Fagales, Betulaceae. Gene Ontology annotation, biological process: carbohydrate metabolic process. Gene Ontology annotation, molecular function: pullulanase activity. The transcript is spliced from 28 exons. The record is from RefSeq and is a predicted model, not a curated record. The coding region runs from base 35 to 2941 and encodes 968 amino acids.
CUCGAGUCCCAAGAAACGCAUAAACAUCCGAAAAAUGUUUCUUUCUUUAGCAUCAUCAGUGCCACUAGUGACUGUGUCUCUUCUAUCAUCACCGACUCCGCCUCCAACGUCCAACGGUCACUUCCUUCCUCCUCGCCCCGCCAAGUGUCCAUCGUCUCCUCCACUGCGACGCCGUUUCGUUCCCCUUCCUUCCCAUCAUCCCAGAACCUUGCACACACGACCCCUUAUCUCUUCCUCUUCCUCCGCCAUGUCCCUCGAGGAGUCCACUUCUAGUACUCCCAAGCUGCGGGAUAGUUUGUUAUACUCGAGAGCAUACUGGGUUUCUAAAUCCACAAUUGCCUGGAAUGUGGAUGUUGGAGAUGGCUCCUGCUACUUAUUCGCUAGUAAAACCGCUGCUUUAUCUUUUACAGAUGGUGCAGUUCAAGGCGAGGAUGUGAAAAUUAAGCUUGAAGAGGACAGUGGCGGGAUUCCAGCAAAUGUGAUCAAGAAGUUUCCUCAUAUCAGAGAUUACAGAGCUUUCAAAGUGCCUCCUGCUUUGGAUGCCAAACCUCUCCUCAAAUGCCAGUUAGCAGUUGCUACUCUCAAUUCUGAUGGGAAAUGCACAAAUGCUACUGGUUUGCAGUUACCUGGUGUCCUUGAUGAAUUAUUCUCAUAUAAUGGUCCGCUUGGUGCAGUUUACUCAGAAGAAUCUGUGUCACUUUACCUCUGGGCUCCUACUGCUCAAGCGGUACAUGCUUGCAUUUAUAGGGAUCCGUCAGGUGGGGAUCCCCUGGAAAUCAUACAGCUUGAGGAGGUUAAUGGUGCUUGGAGUACUAAAGGACCAAAAAGAUGGGAAGGCUAUUAUUAUGUCUAUGAAGUAUCUGUGUACCAUCCUAGCACCUUACGAAUUGAGAAAUGCUAUGCAAAUGAUCCAUAUGCUAGAGGGCUCUCAUCAGAUGGCAGGCGGACAUUUUUGGUCAACCUUGAUUCUGAUACAGUAAAACCUGAAGGAUGGGACAAUUUGGCAAAUGAGAAAUCUGAUAUACUUUCUUUCUCUGACAUAAGUAUAUAUGAAUUGCAUAUAAGGGACUUCAGUGCCAAUGACCAUACUGUGCAUCCUGAACUUCGUGGUGGUUAUCUGGCCUUCACUUUGCAGGAUUCAUCAGGUGUGCUCCAUCUGAAGAAAUUAUCAAAUUCUGGUAUCACUCAUAUCCAUCUAUUGCCAACCUUCCAAUUUGCUGGUGUUGAUGAUGAGAGGGAGAACUGGAAGUCUGUGGAUACCAAGAUGCUGGAAAAAUUACCACCUGAUUCAAUUGAGCAACAAGCUCUAAUUACUGCAAUCCAAGAUGAUGAUGGGUAUAACUGGGGGUACAAUCCUGUUCUUUGGGGGGUCCCCAAAGGAAGUUAUGCAAGUAACCCAAACGGUCCAGGGCGUAUAAUUGAGUUUAGAAAGAUGAUUCAAGCGCUUAACCGUAUUGGCCUUCGCGUUGUAUUGGAUGUUGUCUACAGUCACUUGCAUGGAAACGGGCCCUUUGAUGAGAAUUCUGUCCUUGAUAAGAUUGUUCCAGGUUACUAUCUGAGAAGGAACACUGAUGGCUUUAUUGAGAACAGUACAUGCGUGAAUAACACUGCCAGUGAGCAUGUUAUGGUUGAACGUCUGAUUCUUGAUGAUCUUCUUCACUGGGCAAUCGAUCAUAAGGUUGAUGGGUUCCGGUUUGACCUCAUGGGUCAUAUAAUGAAAAGUACAAUGGUGAAAGCAAAGGAUGCACUCCACAGCCUAACAAAGGAAAGGAAUGGGGUUGAUGGUUCAAGUAUAUAUAUAUAUGGUGAAGGAUGGGACUUUGGUGAAGUUGCCAAAAAUGGCCGUGGGGUAAAUGCAUCGCAGUUUAAUCUUUGUGGAACUGGAAUUGGGAGCUUUAACGAUCGAAUUCGGGAUGCAAUGCUUGGUGGAUCUCCAUUUGGUCAUCCUCUUCAGCAAGGAUUUGUGACCGGUCUGUUGUUGCAGCCUAAUGGACAUGAUCAUGGUACAGAAGCUGUUGCAGAACGCAUGCUUGCUGUGGCAAAGGAUCACAUCGAGGUAGGCAUGGCUGCAAACUUGAGGGAUUUUGUGCUAACUAAUUGUGAUGGAAAAGAGGUAAAAGGAUCAGAAGUAUUAACUUAUGACGGGGCAUCUGUUGCAUUUGCCUUGAGUCCCACGGAAACAGUUAAUUAUGUUUCUGCUCAUGACAAUGAGACCCUAUUUGACAUUGUGAAUUUGAAGACUCCGAUAGAAAUUUCUGUAGACGAGAGAUGCAGGAUAAAUCAUUUGGCAACAAGUGUAAUGGCACUGUCACAGGGAAUACCAUUUUUCCACUCUGGUGAUGAGAUGCUUCGCUCAAAAUCCCUUGAUCGUGAUUCGUACAAUUCUGGUGAUUGGUUCAACAGGCUUGAUUUUACUUAUAAUUCUAACAAUUGGGGUGUUGGCCUUCCUCCAAAAGGGAAAAAUGAGAAGAACUGGCCACUAAUUAAACCAAGAUUGGCAGAUCCCUCCUUCAAUCCUCAGCGAAGUCACAUUCUUGCUGCUGUGGAUAAUUUUUCAAACCUGUUGUGUAUAAGAUACUCUUCACCACUUUUCCGUUUGACGACAGCAAAUGCUAUCCAGGAAAGGGUACGUUUCCACAAUACUGGACCAUCAUGGGUCCCCGGUGUGAUAGUGAUGAGCAUUGAAGAUGGUCAUGAAGGUGUCCCGGGGUUAUCUCAACUGGAUCCCACUUAUUCAUACAUUGUGGUUGUCAUCAAUACAUGUCCAACUGAGGUGUUAUUUGCUUCCCCUACACUGCGUGCAAGAACUCUUAAAUUGCAUCCUGUUCAGGUUAUGUCAACUGAUGAACUAGUUAAGAGCUCAACAUAUGAACCAUCCUCUGGGUGCUUUACUGUGCCCCCGAGGACAACAGCUGUGUUUGUUGAGCCUCGAGAGGUUUGAGCAGCUAUGCUGUCAGACGUGGUUGUUCACCAUGCAUAUUUCAUCUUGGAGGAAGGUUGGUGCCAUCAUCAGCCUGUAAUCUGGUGAGACUUUCCAGCUAAAGGUACACCGAUUCUCAUCUAUCAAGAGUUCAUUGUAACUUCAACGCCACCAAACUUGAGAUGAAUAUGAAAAUUUGUACUCUUAUUUAGAUCUGUUCUCAAGGAGAGUGAAGCAUCCCGAGCAAUGUUUUGGUUGCACUUAUGGAAUCUUUGUCUUUCAA